AUGCGUUACCCCGUUUCGUUCUCCAAGCUCUGGAAGAAGGCCCAUGAUAGUCCAACCGAAUUCAGCGCAUGGACUGCGUUAUUGGAUUUGGUGGAGAAACAACAAAACAUCGAACAUGCGCGCAAAGCAUUCGAUGACUUUUUCCAACACUUUCCAUACUGUUACGGGUACUGGAAGAAGUGGGCGGAGAUGGAGAAACAUAAAGGCGACAAAUUGCGUUCACUAGAGGUAUACAAAGCUGGUGUGAAAGCGGUUCCUCUCAGUGUUGAUUUGUGGACUGCCUACCUGGAAGCCGCAAUUGAUUACUACCAUGGACGUGAUGAAUACGAGGAAACGAUGCGCAGCUGGGAAACGGGACAUAAUCGAUUGAGGAAUGCCGUUGAUGUAUAUACGCGAUUACUGCAAACCCCUACACAACUGUAUUUCCAAAACUGGGAUAGCUUUAACAAACUUGUAGAGGACAAUCGGCCCGAGGACCUCCUGUCUCGCAACGAGUUUGCCCGAUUUCACGCUCAGGUAUCUCUCAAGGCUGCGAAAGUUCAACCCUUCAAACAGCCAGACGUUGAUGCUGGUGAUGACUUGGAACCGCCAAUCGUUGGUGUCACGAAACCUGUAGUCGAAAUUACGGACACUGCUCGCUCCGCCAUCCGGGAACUUUUGAUAGCUUCUCGGGAACAACUCUACCAGGCAACCUAUACGCAAAUUAUGAAACGUUGGUACUUUGAAGAAAAGAUCCGCCGUCCCUAUUUCCACGUCAAACCGCUAGAGGAAGUGCAACUCACUAACUGGGCCGAAUAUUUGAGCUUCGAAGAAGCUGAGGCAGCUGCCGUUUGUGCUAACUUGCGAGAAGAGUUGAAGUCACAACAUCCAGAAAUGUCUGAUGAAGAGCUUGAUAAUGCCGUGGCCAGCUCGGAUACGGGAAAACUGGCCAAACGUCGCGUCCUGGUGUUGUAUGAACGCUGUCUGGUCCCAUGUGCGUUGUAUGAACACUUUUGGAUUCGAUAUGCGCGCUAUUUAGAGAUAACUGAACGCAACAUCCCAGGCGCACGAGAGGUGUGGCGGCGUGCAUGCACUUUGCAUUUGCGCUACAAACCAACCAUUCACUGGCACUGGGGUUGUUUCGAAGACCGAUACCCGUCCGAUUUGGACACACCACCAACCUAUCCAGUUCGGACGUGUUUGGAUAUUCUGACCGAGCUGGAGGCGCGCAUGACAGACAGUGCAUUGGUCUGUUGCAGGCGGGCGGACGCUAUGCGCCGUGCGAAGAAACCACUUUUCGAUAUUAUUGCCUGUCUCCGAAGUGGUAUCAACCGACUUCGUUUUCUGGCAGAAGAACAAACUAAGUUAGCCAAAUCCUUAUCUGGUCCUACGGCAUCACGCACAGUCGCUCAAGCCCUGGCAACCGCGGCGCAAGCUCGUGCUGGGGCUGGUGUUCUAGCCGGACGCAUUGCGCGUUUGUUGCAUCGGGAUGAAUCAGUCAUUCCGACGGAUGGUGUUCCGCUGUGGAUGCUGUUGUUGCACACCGUACACGAUGAAGGGGAGGACGAUAAACAGGAGGAUAUAUUUCCAGUUCCUGAAGUCGAGGAAGAACAAAUCAAGCCAGAGGAGGCGGAAAAUGAAGAAGCCAAACAACCAGGGUCGGACGAAUCUAUGGACAGCAGCAUGAAGGCAGAUAAAGAGGGUUCUGCAUCUGGUAACUCCGAGGACGAGGCUAUGGAUGAAGGUCAAGACGAUGAGGAUGAAUGUGGUGAGUCUAGCUCUGCGGAAUCUAUGGAUGAUGAUGGAGAGGUAGAACCAGUUGGCGAGGAUCGAAAGGCAUCCCCGGAUACAGAACAACCUGAGGAGGAUGGCUCUGCGUCUCCCCCGGUUCUUCCGGUUACUCGUCCUGAUGCAACCAACGGGAAGCGCAAGGCAGAUGCAACGACCGACUCAGAAGGGCGUCAGAGCAAGAAAAAUAAACGGGCAAAGAAGAGUGUCAAGUCUGAGGAGGAGAAAGAAGAGGAAGAUGAGGCAGCUGCCGCGAGGGCUGCAGAAGAAGAACGAAUCAAAAAGGAAAAGGAGUUGGCGGCCGCAGAAGAGGAGCGUAUACGUAGCUUAUUGGACAAACGUCACCGGCUUAUUCAUCUGCAUGCACCUCCUCUGGAGACGCUCACAGAGGAAGAAAAAUCAGUGCUCAAGCCCGAGGAGGCAGCCAUUCGGAUUUUAAAGGAAGCGAUAGAAUAUGAUCCCCGUAAUGAACGAUUGUACGCGCAUCUACUGGAUAUUAUCUAUCAGCGUCGCCCGCCUGAUAUUGAAGCGUUUGUUGAAGUCACCAAUUCAGCCACCAUCGACUCAAUGCUACCAGCUGCCGUCAAACUAGCGUUCUGUCAACGCAAGUUACAGUUUCUGGAAGAGUUCGACACCGAUGUGUCCCGUCUGUGUCUUGCCUAUGAAGAGUACUUGGGUCUUUGUGAGGCCGUGAACAGCGGUGUGGCUGCAGCCGCUGCGGCUCGUGGCACAACGCGGUUCACAUCAGGCUACCCACUUCCAGAUCUGCUCAACCUUCCGUCUGCCUCUGCUAGGAUGACUGCUGUGGCUGGUGCUGGUUCUGGAGAUGCGCUGGUUUCUGCCGGCCCCGUUGCUCGUCUUCCUUGCCUUAACACGGAUCAAGCGGCAUUAGAGGCUGCUGCUUCUGUGGGCACUCCGACUCCGGAUCCCUCCACUUCUGCAGGUUACUUCACCGGCGGAGCCUACGAACCUUUGGCCGCAGCACUGGGAAACGUCACAGGUCUACCACCCCAAGCCCCAACAAACAUACCGCUCAUGAACCCUGCGCUCACUAUGGAUGCCGCUUGGGCUCCACCAGCUGCUGCCGAUCCCUAUGCGUCCUACUACUACGGUGCCGUCGGUGCUGCCGCUAUGCCCGUUUCAAUGGACUAUGCAGCACCAACAACAUCUGCCAGCUUGUCUACGUCCACUGUUAGCUGAGUUGCGGUCCAGGCGUUUUUAUUUUUCCAUGUAUUCUAUCCUGAUUGCAUUUAGAACGCCA
Molecule: messenger RNA, 3028 nt
Organism: Opisthorchis viverrini
Lineage: Eukaryota; Metazoa; Platyhelminthes; Trematoda; Opisthorchiida; Opisthorchiidae
Exons: 12
Coding region: 1-2967 (988 amino acids)
Biological process (GO): RNA processing; mRNA 5'-splice site recognition
Cellular component (GO): U1 snRNP; U2-type prespliceosome; commitment complex
Molecular function (GO): protein binding
Source: RefSeq, a predicted model, not a curated record